Messenger RNA from Cylindrotheca closterium, 1191 nucleotides. The record is from the annotation of a GenBank genome assembly. Lineage: Eukaryota; Bacillariophyta; Bacillariophyceae; Bacillariales; Bacillariaceae.
AUGUCCAUGACUAGAUUGAUUAUAGGUGGAAUUCUCGCCAUUCCUUGUCUCUUGGUGACAGUCUGCGUCGCUCCUUUGUUGGCCCUCUUGGCCAUUCCUCCCUUGUUGGUCUUGUUGCUUCGCAAGGCACCGUCUGGUUUGUCCUCCAAACAUCCGCCCGAUCAAGUCAUCAUUGCGGGUGGAUCGUCAGGAAUUGGAUUGUGUCUGGCCAAGGAGUGCGUUCAAAGAGGGGUGCCAAAGAUUACCAUACUGGCGAGAGAUCCCACCAAACUGCAAGCGGCCAAACAAGAAUUGGAAGCACUCAAGAAGAAGAAGAAGAAAGCAAAUGCUACUACCACCAAAAUUCAAACCAUUUCCGUUUCCGUCAGUGAUUUGGAACCAUUGAAACAAGCGGCGGCAAUUUGUUUUGAGGAAAGCAGCAGUAAUUGUAGUAGUGGUGGUGGUAGUAGUGGUAGCAAUCAGAACUCGCCAGCAAGCACAUCACCACGAGUCGCCCUGUUCAAUUGUGCGGGAAUUCCCUACACGACAGAAUUUCACAAGAUUCCUGCCGACGAAUUCCUCAAACUGGUACAAACCAAUCAAUUGGGCAGCAUGUACCUCGUCCAAGCCUUUUUGCCCUAUCUGGACAAGGGUGUCAUUUGUUUGACCUCCAGCGUGGCAGGUCAAGCGGGAGUCUAUGGAUAUUCCGCCUAUACACCCACCAAAGCGGCCAUUGUGGGAUUUGCCAAUUGUUUGGUGCACGAAUUAUUGACGACCAAACCAAAUUUGCAUGUCCAGGUGGCCUUUCCAGCAGAUACCCAAACACCAGGUUAUCAAGAGGAAAUUAAAAUGAUGCCAGCCAUUACCAAGGCAUUGAACGAAACUUCGGGGUUGGCCAAUCCACUAGAGACUGCCAAGGCCAUGGCCGAUGCUGCCUUUCAACCCCAUCCCAAAUUUGGAGUCUACUUUAAUAUUGAUGGAUGGGCACUUACCAAUCUCACGGCAGGCUUUGGACCAGUGAGUAACAUGGGGGAUGCCUUGGCGCAAAUUUCCUUGUUGAAUCUAUUUCGAUGGAUUGCCCUCUUUGUUCAAAAUGAUUUUUGGAGAAUCAUUCGAUCCUUUGAUGGCAAAGAGGAGUUGGACAAUGGUAUAAAUGAGGGUAAUAAUAAUGAGAAGAAUGGUAGUGAGGGCAAACAUACCAAGGGGGAUUGA